GGGCGCCACACGUUAAACCCCAAAAGUUCUAUCGUAAUUGAUCCAACCUUCAACUUCCAACCUCCACGGAAUUCACUAAUAUCUCAGUCGGGUACUGGGAGGUUGCAAAUUAAGAAAUUGCAAGGGUAUCUGAGGAGACUCAAGUAAUUUUUAUGGCAACCGAUUCUGUCAGAAUGGAACAGACCCCACAACGAAACGCCGGUCCUACGAAGACUGAAACAACAAAAAAAUGGUCUGCGGUUGCUGCUAAAGGAAGCAAAGCAUCCCAGUCGACAAACAGUAGUGAACGUAUCUUUACUGAAACGAAAAGGACUGUGCCAGACGCGAGUGUUAAGGAUAAUGCUAAAGACAACAGUAACGUAAAUUCGAUGUCUUCAACGAACAAACGAUCCACAAAUGCACCCACAGGGCGUGCGAAUAAUGCAUAUAGGACUUCUUCGUCUAAUAGCAAAUCAUGGAAAACCGAUACAGCGAUUUCUUCGCACAGGGGCUCCGCUGAACAUCGUGAGCGUGAAUUAUUGCCUUGGAGGCCCGACCCGCAGGAUGCGAGCGCCUCUUUGAUGAGUUUGGAAGAGUCUGAGAAUCAAACAGGCGGUGGAGAAUGGGAUCAAUUCGCUGCCAAUGAAAAGCUUUUUGGUGUUCAAUCACAUUUUGAUGAGGAACAGUACACUUCUACCAUCAAUCGAAGUCACCCCAAGUAUAAGGAACGUGCCCAAGAAGCCGAUCGUAUUGCCAAAGAAAUUGAAACUUCUGCUACCGAUAACAUUCACAUUGCUGAAGAACGAGGCCGCAAGGUUGAUGAUAGUGGACUUGACGAAGAAGACCUUUACUCAGGUGUUCAGCGUUCAUCUCUUCCCGGAAAGAACAACAACCGGGGUUCAUCAUCGAGAGACAACUAUUCCCAAGGAAAAUCUCGGGAUCAUCGCUAUCGAAACGCUGGUCCACGCAACGUUUAUCUACCUAAUGAUCCUGCCAUAGUAUCUCAACGACACAUGGCAUUUUCCCGUGGCGGUGACUCUCGUGCUGCUGAAAAAUUCUUCAAUGCCCGCCGUAAGAUGGGUACAUUAUCCAAAGGAGAAAAGGAAGGUCAGAUUAAGGAAUUUAUGCAAUUCAGUCAGUCUUUGAAGUUAGGUGGAUUUGAAAAUAAAGAGGACCCUGUCAAGGAAAACAAAGAUGCUUCCAAGGAAAAGCAAAAGUCUUCCAAGCCAGCUGACGAGAUUCCAAAUGUUGAUGUCUCAAAAAAUGAUAAUAAACAAAAGGAGGAAGUUCCAUUCAAAGAUGGACCAUCUUUAGAAAAGGGAGAAAAAGAGCCUGACCCAAUAGUUGGUUCUAAUAAGGAGGAAAAGACUCAAGAAAAAAAGGAAGAUGAACCUAAGCCAGCUGCGUCUUUGGAGUCCGGUAAAGAGCAAGUAAAACCCGCAAAUAAAGAUCCUUCAAAGGCAUUGAAGUUGAACGCCAAGGCUGCGUCUUUCAAGCCCAAUGUUGGUGCACCCGUCUUUACGCCGGGCAAAUUCGUUCUUCCAGUGAAGCCCGUUGCUUCUCAACCUAUGAGUUCUCAAAAAUCUUCUAGUACAGAAACAGGAAGUGUUUCGAAAGCUUCAAACAUUGAAGCUUCUAGUGAAAAUAAAGAACGUGCGUUUUUCCCUGAUGGAGGUUCUCCAGCAGAGUCAUCUGUUAUGGAAAACUUUAACGUUAUUAAGACUGCUGCUGAACAAGAACAAAUUGGAGAAACAUUGGAGAAACCAUUUUCAUGUCCUCCUACUUGGGCUUCUGGUCCCAACAACCUACAACAUAUUGUCUCCAAUCAAAAAAUCGAGGCUGACCCAAGUCAAGGAAAACGUAAUUCGGCAACAUCAGGCCCAAUUCCUGGUUUAGUUUUGCCUAAUACACCUGUAUCACCAGCAAUGACGAUGUAUCCCCCGCCUAACGUUCCCUACAUUCCUUUUGGCUACUCAAUGCCGGGAUAUCCUCCGUACAUGCGUGCUGCAAGCCAACAAGCAUCGGUUACUGCUUCUCCCAGUGGUACACCUACUUCAGGAAAUUCUAGUGCCGUAGCUUCGCCUAUGUUUAUGGCACCUCCAGUCAUGCCUCCUUACGGUGUACCUCCGUUCCAAGCACAGGGUAGUCCUAGAGGAGUGGCCCCUGCCACUUACUAUGUGCCUCAGAUGGGAGGAAUGCCAAUGAUGACUUAUCCUGUCAAUGGUGUACCUCCUAUGUAUGGACAGUAUGCUAUGAACAAUGGGAUGAUGAACAUGCGUUAUCCUAUGUAUACAGAUUCUAGACGAAGCAAUUCCCAAAGAUCAUUCAACCCGUCCAGGGGUAACCGUCAUCAAAACAAUGGACACAAAAACGAAAACUACAACAGUAACCACAAUAAUAGUAAUGAUGGUAAUAAUGCUACUAUUCAGAAUCAGGAUUCAACUGUGCCUACUACUACCGAUUCACGAAUUCCGGAAUCUUCGGAAGUAGUUGAACCUGCACCAACUGCAGAUACUUCUGAUGAAAAGGCUUCUUAAGGAUCUGCUAUUUUGAAAACUUUGAAUAGCUAAAUGUUAUGUAGAAAUAAGACAUGAUUUAGACAUUAUCAGUUAUAUUAUCAUAUACAACAUUUU
Messenger RNA from Schizosaccharomyces cryophilus OY26, 2612 nucleotides. Its product is annotated as ataxin-2. The coding region runs from base 153 to 2516 and encodes 787 amino acids. NCBI's taxonomy places the organism in Eukaryota, Fungi, Ascomycota, Schizosaccharomycetes, Schizosaccharomycetales, Schizosaccharomycetaceae. Gene Ontology annotation, molecular function: RNA binding. Gene Ontology annotation, biological process: cytoplasmic stress granule assembly. Gene Ontology annotation, cellular component: cytoplasmic stress granule. The transcript has a single exon. The record is from RefSeq and is a predicted model, not a curated record.